AUGGGAGCCAGUGUCCUUCGGGCAAUACAUUUUACAUUCGGACAACGAUCGGGGAUAGCGCAUGCGCGUUCUGGUUAAAUAAGAUUGUGCUUUCCACGCUCCGUUCAAAACCUCUUUCUACAGGUGUUUUUCAAUCUGUGACAUUGAGCAUUAUCAAUCAACAUGAGUGUUGCACCAGGAACGGAAGAAUCGGACGGUUACGUCGUCAGAGCCAGGGGACUUCCCUGGUCAUGCAAGGAAGAAGACAUUAUCAACUUCUUUGAUGGUUGUAACAUUUUGGGUGGCAAGGAUGGAAUCUGUUUCACAUUCAACAAGCAUGGCCGUCCAAGCGGAGAAUGCUUCGUCGAGUUUGAAACCGAGGAAGACUUUGAGAAUGCCAUGUCAAAGCACAAGAAGGAAAUCGGAUCACGUUAUAUUGAAGUGUUCCGAUCUAAGAUUGAGGAGAGAGAAUGGGUGAUGAAGCGUAGUGGGGCUGCAUCCUUCGAAGACAACGAUGCCUGUAUCCGUAUGAGAGGUAUUCCCUAUGAGUGCUCUAAGGAGGAAAUCAUGCAGUUCUUUAAGGGGUUGGAGAUUGUGGCGAAUGGGAUAACACUGCCUACAGACCAGGAUGGGAAGUGUACCGGGGAUGCCUUUGUGCAAUUUGCAACAAAGGAGCUGGCAGAGAAUGCUUUGGGCAAUCAUAUGCAUAAACUAGGGCACAGGUAUGUGGAGAUCUUCCACAGUAACUUGGAGGAAAUUCGUCGGAUUAUAAGCGCCAACAAGUUUGCCCGUGGUUUCCAGAGGCCUGGUCCAUAUGAUCGUCACGCCGGCGCUGGUGUGUUUGGUAACAGGGGCAGAGGACUAUCCAGUUCUGGCUUUGAGCGUCGCUACAGAUACGAUGGUUUCGGGGGUGGAUAUGACGAUAACUUCUUUGGCAUGGACAACUACGGAUUUGGUGGCAGCAGCGGCGGCGGCAGCGGCGGUUUUGGAAUGGGCGGGAUGAUGACUCGACGAGGGAGGGGUAUGCGAGGCAUUGGAAUGAGAGGUGGAUACAGCAGAGGAGGGGGUGGCAGUGGGGGGUAUGGUUACGGUAGCGGGGGAGGCUCUGGGUUCGGUGGUCCAGGAGGUGAUAGUGUGGGACCAGUCUUCCAGAGUCAGACAGGACAUUCUAUUCACAUGAGAGGUCUGCCAUUCAGUGCCACUGAAGAACACAUCAUGGAGUGGUUUCGCAAGAAGGCUGUUCCGUGCAGAGUUGUCAUCAAGUACAACAACAAGGGUCAACCGUCAGGCGAGGCAGACGUUGAUUUCAUCCGUCACGGAGACGCAGUGGCUGCCAUGGCUAAAGACAAAGAACACAUGAUGCAUCGUUACAUUGAGCUGUUCUUGAACUCUGAUGAUGACGGCGACGGUGGGGAUGGAGGGUACGGUGAUAUGCCGGGAUUGCAGUCAGGUAUGGGAGGUAGCGGAAGUGGCAAUUUUGGAGGUGGCAGUUCGCAGGUCGGAGGCCAAAGUGGUGGAUUUGGUAACCAAGGUAACGGAUUUGGUAACCAAUCAGGCGGCAUGAGAGCAGGAAGCGGAUAUACCAGCUUUGAAAGCCAAGGAGGAUCAGGUUACCAAGGUAACCAAGGAGGUGGAGGUAGCGGUUCUUUCUACUCCGGUGGAUCUGGUGGCUCUGGAUUCAACCAAGGAUUCUAAACAACAGUCUCAAGAACCAGUUUAGAUAAGACAUUUCUUUGUUGUCUCAAUUCAAGUUUUGCUUGUUGUGUAAUAACCCUAAAAGAGCCGGGGGGGUUGGGACCAUCCCACAGCCUCAAUUAAUAUCGUACAGUGAAGUUGAUUCUAAUGUAAGUUUUCAAUAAAUUUGGUAUGAAAAUGUGCGCCAAACUUGAAGCUAGAAAGUCAUGAAAGCCCACGCCUAAAAACUUGCGCGUUGCAAAAAUAUUGCUAAAAAAAGUGCAGGGGGCAGAAUCCCCCAGCCUUUCAGGGUUAAAUCUUCUCGUGUAUAUAAACUUUUUCUGAGAAAUUUUUCUGAUCAUGCAAUGUUUUGUUUGGGUUUGUGUUUUCUUUUGGUCAGUAGAAAAUUUAAUUUAAAAAAACCUUGUAAUUGCUACUUUUCCAAUACCAUUGUAGAACUGAUAAGAAAAUGGCUGAAAUUCAGACACUUUAAAUGCUCUUUGAGGGUUUUAAGCUUCCUUGAGUUCUAGGUGAAAACAAAAUUGUUCCUCCAGAGGAAUACCCUCGGUCAAAUGUUUUUUCUGAGAUUUCUCGUUUGGGUUUUAAUUCUAUUCAUUGAAAGUUAAAAAGAAGACCACUACAUGUACAAUCUAACAUUGUGAGAAAUAUUUUACAUUCCCUAAAACUGUCAUUGCAUGCAUGAUGUAUUACACAAGCCAUUAAUCAUUACAAGUGUGUAUAAAAAAUAGGUCGUAACUAAAAUUUCGGAUUUGAAAACUGGAAGCAUGGUUGAUUCCAAAGGAUAUCCCUGCAAUUAUAGGUGAUUGUAAAGCUAUUUGUUCUCGGAAAUAUUUGAAUCGUGAACAUUUUGAGCAGUUAGUAAACAACUUUUGAACUUGCAAGAAAACUUACAAAAGCCAUUUGCAAAUAUUCUAACAAAGUCUCCUUUGAAAAAGAAAAGAAAAAAAUGGGUUGUGAUGAUAGGGAGGCUCUACUGGCAGUCUUUGAAGGCCAAGAAAAAAAAUAAUGAAUUUCCUAUAUAACCCCAGCAAACCUAGAAUAGCAUACAGAACCUAAAUAUUUUUUAUUCAGAAACUUUUUUAAAACAUUGAACAUCAGCCUGCAUUUACAAAAAUUAAUUUCAUUUGGUUAUACUGUAUAUAUAAUUGUUGGCAGCAAAGCUUUUAAACAGCGUACUGAGCGUAGCAGAUUCAGAUUGAAGCAUUUAAUUCACAUGUUAACUAUGAAUGCAUGCAUAAUUAAAAACAAAAUAAUCGAACACCUUUUUUUCUGGCAAUAAAAGUUAAGGUAAAACAGAAAACACAAUAAAACAGAAAACACAACUUUUUUCUUGGCCUUGAGAAGUUGAAUGGGUUGUAACAUAAUAGAUCAGAGAAGUUCAUAAUGUAGCAGCAUACAUGUACAUAGUUGCAGAUAGAAUUCGAUUGAAUUUUCUUUUUGGCUAAUUAUAAAAAAAUUGGUCUAAAACAACGGAUUUACUGGAUAGCAGGACAAUUUUGAAACAUGUAAUUUGUGUGUAAGUUGAAGCACAGUUUUCAAAGAGUUUGGAUGAUUCAAUGUUAACACUAUUUACAGUAUUUUAAUUUUGAACUGAUACAUUCGUUAAUCAUCAAAUUACAUUAAGAAUUUUAAUUUUACGGUACCAGCCCACCCCCCUAUAAAACUGUACUUUUUUUUACCCAGUGAAAUAUUGGCUUGAAAUAAAAUCAAUGCUUGAUAAUUCAGUUAAAAAACAGCAUUUUGAA
Patiria miniata (bat star) is the source of this 3419-nucleotide messenger RNA. Its product is annotated as heterogeneous nuclear ribonucleoprotein H3-like. Gene Ontology annotation, cellular component: nucleoplasm; ribonucleoprotein complex. The record is from RefSeq and is a predicted model, not a curated record. NCBI's taxonomy places the organism in Eukaryota, Metazoa, Echinodermata, Asteroidea, Valvatida, Asterinidae. The coding region runs from base 163 to 1674 and encodes 503 amino acids. Gene Ontology annotation, biological process: regulation of RNA splicing. The transcript has 11 exons. Gene Ontology annotation, molecular function: RNA binding.